Messenger RNA from Brachypodium distachyon (stiff brome), 2416 nucleotides. RefSeq lists its product as uncharacterized. Gene Ontology annotation, molecular function: protein binding. The coding region runs from base 192 to 1040 and encodes 282 amino acids. Lineage: Eukaryota; Viridiplantae; Streptophyta; Magnoliopsida; Poales; Poaceae. The transcript has 2 exons. The record is from RefSeq and is a predicted model, not a curated record.
UUCCAUCAAAAAAGAAGAGAGCAACAUGUUUGGGUAAUGCUGACAAUACAAGAACCUACAAUGUACUCCAAUCGUGUCCAUAGUCUUGAACUGAAGCUGCUCAAAUAUCAUUUUUGCUCAUUUUGAUGUUUGCAAACAUUAAAUUCGCCGUAGUGAAGAUCAGCUUUAUAGAUUAUCUAGAUUAUAGGUGAAUGUAUUGUGGCUGUGAGGCUGUGCGUUUGUAUUGUGUUUGUCAGAAAAUAAAUGUUUUGAGGGAAAUGUCGAUGAACAAAAGAGGUGUCAGCGAGCAAUCUGUUGGGCUCUUAACGAGGCCUGAUGCCACUAUGCUUGGCCCAAUACUACUCGUGAUUCACUUCCCGUCUUCGCAUGCGCACUCUGCUUCCCCAAUCCACAUGAGCGAGGAGGGCGGCGGAACGAAGCGCCGCCGCGGCAGCUCGCCGGCGGCGCCUGCCUCCCUGCCGGACGACUACGACCUCCUACGAGAAAUCCUCCUCCGCCUCCCGCCGCAGCCGUCCUCACUGCCGCGCGCCUCCGUCGUCUGCAAGCUGUGGCGAGCCGUCACCACCGACCCCAAGUUUCUCCAAUGCUUCCGAGCCCACCACCGGAAGCCGCCCCUCCUCGGCUACUUCGGGGCCGCGUUCGGCGACAAGGUGGAGAUCGUGUUCAGGCCCACCCUGGACCAUCCCGACCGCAUCCCUCCCGAGCGCUUCUCCCUUCGCGGCUGCAGCCGCCGCGAGAACUAUGUGCUCGGGUGCCGCCACGGUCGCGUCCUCGUCGAUUGCCCGGCGCAGAAAGAGGUCGUUGUGUGCGAGCCCAUCUCCGGCGGGCAGCGCCGCGUGGCCGUUCCACCGGAGUUCAAGAAUGGCUUUCACGACGGGGCGGUGCUCUGUGCCGCCGGCGACCAGGGCCAUGUGCACGGCGGCUGCCACUCGUGCCCCUUUAAGGUGGUCCUGCUGUGCAUGCCCGAAGAAGAUAAUCGAGCCCUCGCCUGCGUUUACUCUUCAGAGACUGGCAUCAUGCAAGCUUUAUGCUCGUUAUGAUUGUGGCUAUCCUAGUAUCCUUGUUGGUGAUGCCCUUUAUUGGUUGGAUAUGAGCAAUGGUAUGCUUGAGUUCGAUUUGGAUGGACAGAGCAUAUCUGUGAUCACGGGGCCUCCCAUGACAGAUGAUUUCUGCCAUGGCAGCAUUCAGAUAAUCAAGGCUGAGGAUGGCGUUGUUGGCUUGGCUUCAUUUUCUUACCCUAGCAUCCAAAUUUGGCAGAGGAAGGUCAACUGCAAUGGUGUUGCCACAUGGUUGGUGUGCAAGACUGUCGACUUGCAUAAUAUUAUUGGGCUUCCUCCUCAGCUUGAUGAACGGGACAGUGGGAUGGAAACUAUACUGGGAUAUGCUGAGGAUACCAAUGACAUUCUUAUAUAUGUUCACUCCAGUGUCUACACGGUUCAGCUUAAGUCAAUGCAACCCAAGAAACUUCAUGAAACCCAUCAUGUCAUGGACUACCAUCCUUUUACAAGUUUUUAUACACCAGGCAUAGCCAAUGCUGGUGGAUGUGAUGGAUCUGAAAUGUUGGAUCAUGCAUAAGAAGGCUGUCUGGUUUGAUGUGCUGACAUCGUUUGACAAAGAAUUAAGAAUACAAUCUGAAUAUAGUCUGUGAGGUUUAGAAUGUUUGAUUUUUUUUUAUGGGGAAUAUCCAGCUGCCAACAUGUUUAGCGUGCACCCGCAGACUACUUACCACUCAACUAUAGGGACUCAUGCAUGAGUAACACAAACGACAAUUAAAAUCAGGUUGAUGCCAAGGCAAAAUGUCUCUCUCUCUCUCUCUCAUAAAUGUCAUCUAGAUGAUCCAGAUGAGAGUUCUUUCAUUUAGCUGUUUGACUGUUUCAGAAAGCCGAAAGCAAUAUGUUAGUAGCCCCCAUUUUGUUAUACAAGCAUCAGUCACAGCAUUCAACUCCCCAACCAUAACAAAUUACAAUGUCAAAAGGCUUCAACGAUUGAUUUGGUUUUCAUCGUUAUUCCUAGGAGAUGUAGCCAGGGAUAUGAUAUCUUUUACAGAGCUCUUCUUUGUGUUGCCAAGCUGACCAUGAGUUUGUACCCCACAUCUCAUUCAUUCUCUGUGUCGGAUAGGUUGCUACCACUACUAGGUUCUUUCUGUAUCUGUAUCAGCCUAUCAGGUUACUAUCCUAUUGAUGAUUUGUUUUCUCUAGGUGAGGACUGGCUGCUGGAGUUCUAUUUGAGUUUGUCACAUUGCAUCAAUGUGGUCGGCACUCAGCAGUGUUUAUAUGUUAUCUGGAAAAGAAGACUUACUAAGUGUGUACCUUUGUCUAGCUAAGUUUCUUAUGUAACAGGAUGUACUUGAAUACCUAAACCAGGGAAUUCCAACUUCCCCUAGUAAUAUUUCAAGUUGAUUUCCGCAGUACUUCAA